Arctia plantaginis is the source of this 1737-nucleotide messenger RNA. The record is from the annotation of a GenBank genome assembly. Lineage: Eukaryota; Metazoa; Arthropoda; Insecta; Lepidoptera; Erebidae.
AUGGUUUGCAAAGUGCUGCCGAAGAUUGAGACCCCUACACGGAGGGUGACGAAAGACACCCAGGAGUCCAUGCCUGAGGUGGCAGAUUAUGAAACCGCACUGGAUAUUGCUGGUUAUGGCCGAUUCAGCCGCAACGCCCUCGGCGCUUGUGCUUUCGCGUUCUUGGCGUCUGGUGUACAGAACUGCAUCAUGUCUUAUGUACUGCCUGCGGCACGAUGCGAGCUCACGCUCACGACCUACCAGUCUGGAUUGAUCAACAUGGCUUUUAUGAGUGGUGGUGUAGCAAGUGCUUUCUUCUGGGGUAUCGUAGGUGAUGUAUUCGGCAGAAGGAACUGCCUCAGCAUGACAUUACUGCUAGAUGCUGCCAUCACACUAGCGCAGAGCACAGUUCCUGACUACAGGCUUUUGUUAGCUGCUAGAACUAUUAAUGGAUUUAUUAUUGGUGGACCAGCAACAUUGGUGUUCUCAUACUUGUCAGACCUGGUUGGAGCCAAGAAACGGCAGCUCUACUUGAACGUCGUAGGAAUGAGCUUCAUUGUCGCUUGGCUUCUAUUACCUGCUGUCGCUUGGCUGGUUAUCCCGUUUAACAUACCUGACCAUCCCACUAUACUCCCCAUCUACUCCUGGAGAUUGCUCCUGGCUCUGGGCAGUAUACCUGGAUUCAUUGCCGGAGCCUGGCUGAUGUGUCUGCCAGAGAGUCCACGGCUGCUUUCCGACACGAACAGAGAAGACAAGGCCUUGAAGGCGCUGGCAUAUAUCUACAAGGCUAAUCACGGAAAGAAUUCAGAAUUUAAAAUAAAGAAAUUGGUCCAAGAAGAGAUCUUCGUAGCCAAGACCCUGGGUGGUGAAGAAAACAGGACAAAGGAUUUGUUUCUAAACGUUCUGAGAGACCUCAAGGUCUUUGUUUCAAAGAGAUAUGCAAUGAAGUCGACACUAAUACUAUUCAUUUUCUUCGCUAACAUGGCUGCCGGAUUUGGUCUAAAUAUGUGGAUUCCUGAACUUCUCCAACGCAUUCAAGGAACACAAUGCAAUAGUCUGACAGUCACAACAUUACAACCAGAGACCUCUAAGCUGAUCAAUACUACCACAAUUUGGAAGAACCCAAAGUAUGAUUCGUACGGUAAAAGAAUUCCAGCGGCAGGCUUCAAUGAUAGCAGUUAUGAAGACCAUGGAAGCACCUGCAAUCCUAAUAUUGAUUCAAAAGUUUAUACGUCAGGACUGAUAGUGGGCGCGUGCUGCGUGCUGGGUAGCGCUGCGUGCGGCGUGCUGUGUGCUCGUGGCGGCGCGCUGGGAGUACGACGUGCGGCGGUGGCGUGCACGGCCGUGUGUGCACUAGCUGCUAUAUGCCUCGCUGCCACCGCGUGCCCGUGCUCUCGAUUCGGCAACAUAGCUGUUGCAGCCGCUGCUGCACUCAACGCUGCAUCUCUUAACGGGAAUGUAUUGCUGAUUAGGUUGCUGUUGCAUGCACUACCAGCUAAGUUGAGUGGUCUUGGUGUGUGUUGGGGUGCCUGGUGGGGCCGAGUCGGUGGUUUGGCCACAAACUUGGCUAUUGGUGUCUUACUGGAUUAUUCUUGUCCGGCGCCUUUCAUCGCCGUAGGAGCAUUACUCGCAUUAUCAAUUGGGGUGAUCAUGAUAAUGAAAUUAGAAGAAAAUAAAUCAGAAAGUCCGGUAGAAGAACAAGACGUCGCAUCGGAGAAAAAUACGGGAUUAGACAGAUAUAUAUCUACGUACAUGUAG